AUGGAUCUUGAUCAUGCAUUACGCACUGAUCCUCCCGCCGCACUUCAUGAUAGGAGUACGGCGGAGCAAAAGCGUCUGUAUGAACAGUGGGAGCGAUCAAAUCUCAUGUCCCUCAUGAUAAUUAAGAAUUCCAUCUCUGUAGCUAUUCGUGGAGCCAUUUCUGACUCAGACAACGCGAAAACCUACUUAGACUCUGUGGAAGAACAGUUUAAGGGUAUCUCUAAGGCUCAUGCAAGUACACUAAUUCUCAAGAUGUUAACUUCUAAAUAUGAUGGUAUUAGUGGUGUACGUGAGCACAUCAUGAUGAUGAGUGAUAUGGCAAAUAAGCUCAUAGGCAUGGAUAUGGAGAUUAGUGAAGGAUUUAUGGUUCACUUCAUAAUGACUUCGCUUCCUACACAGUUUGGUCCUUUUAAGAUCAACUAUAAUACACAAAAGGAGAAGUGGAAGAUGAGCGAACUAAUCGCCAUGUGUGUACAAGAAGAAAAGCACCUUAAAUUUGAAAAAUCCGAUGUUGCUCAUGUCACCACUAUAACUCCAUCUAAAAGGAAGGGUAAAAUCCUAGAAGGGGAAAGUUCUAAAGUCCGAAAAACAGGUGCAAGUACAAGCUCAGGUGUGAGUAAAUUUAAGGGUACUCCCCGUUGCAAUUUUUGCCACAAGAAAGGGCACUUCCAACGGGAUUGCGCUAAAUUCAAAGCAUGA
Messenger RNA from Cynara cardunculus var. scolymus (artichoke), 699 nucleotides. RefSeq lists its product as uncharacterized. The transcript has a single exon. Bases 1 to 699 code for a protein of 232 amino acids. NCBI's taxonomy places the organism in Eukaryota, Viridiplantae, Streptophyta, Magnoliopsida, Asterales, Asteraceae. The record is from RefSeq and is a predicted model, not a curated record. Gene Ontology annotation, molecular function: nucleic acid binding; zinc ion binding.